AAAAAAACUGUGUAUAGCAGUAGAACACAUCAUUAAUGUUGUAUUCUUCUUACAGAUAGUUUUGCUACGAAGUCCAAGAUGGCAAAGUUCACUCAAGAACAUCAUGCUGGGAAGUCUAUUAAGAAACAAAACGGUUUAACUAUGUUCGCAUCAACGCCCUUAGAGGUAUCUAAGAUUGAAACGAAAGCACCGGCCAUGUUUUCUUCCCUUACCAAGCUGCCAACACCAAUUACAGUUAAAAGAAACACACAACAUCCAAUCAUAAAAGCGAGGAAGUUAACCUUUGAUGAUGGAGAGGACUCUGAUAAUAUGGACGGAGAAAGUAAACUGGAGAAUUCACCAGAAAAUUUGUCUUCAGUCACGAAGGUAACUACAGUGGAAACAAUUAAAAGACGUCGUCUACAGAGGACAAACCUGGUUGGUAAAAGACUCUUUGUUGAUAAGGAUGAACAAAACAAUGUCGAAUGUUCAACCAAAGAUACUACUAGCAACAGAGAUAUUAGCAAAGUUCUGACACCACUGCAUACGCCUAAAAGGGAUUGCAUCUCAAAGAGAGGUAUGAAUGCAAGAAGAUUAACUUUUAGGGAUGCAGAAAAUGAAGAUUUCAGUCCAGUUAAACUUUUUUCGAAUGAUUUCCUCCCUAGUGAAGAAAAGUUGCAUACACCUGAAUCCAUGGACUGGUCUAGUUCUAGGGUGAUGGUGCUAAAUGUUGGGAUUUUUAUACGCCCUAUUAGAGACAAUUCAAAAUGAGAGUUGUUUUUAUUGGAAUAUCAAUUGGUUAUGAUAAUUGUUAUAGUGGAAUAGAACACAUUUUGUAGAUAUUGUAAUAUAUUUUUAAUUUUUCUCUAACUUAUGUUAAUUUAUUGAAGCUAUGUUUAUUUUCUACUUAUCUAUAAAUGUUUAUUAAUUUAUAAAUUUUUAUGUUAG
This is a messenger RNA of Bicyclus anynana (squinting bush brown), 927 nucleotides long. RefSeq lists its product as uncharacterized. The transcript has 2 exons. The record is from RefSeq and is a predicted model, not a curated record. NCBI's taxonomy places the organism in Eukaryota, Metazoa, Arthropoda, Insecta, Lepidoptera, Nymphalidae. Bases 79 to 750 code for a protein of 223 amino acids.